This is a messenger RNA of Ilex paraguariensis (yerba mate), 248 nucleotides long. The record is from the annotation of a GenBank genome assembly. NCBI's taxonomy places the organism in Eukaryota, Viridiplantae, Streptophyta, Magnoliopsida, Aquifoliales, Aquifoliaceae.
GGAUGGGGUUUGGCAGAAUUGUAGCUGGUUUCAUGAAGGGAGUGACGGUGGUUGUUACGCUUAAAGGUGGACUUGAAAUUGUAAAAUCUAUAUACUCAAAAGAGCCAUCAAACAGAGACCUUGGCAACAAAAUAGAUGGGUUGUCACAGCACACUACAGCAAAGUUUGAAGAACAAACCAACAAAAUUCUUGAUGCAGUGGAAAAGUGCGGUAAAUCAACUGGUGGAAGUGGUGCAGGUCCAGCUUGA